Messenger RNA from Punica granatum (pomegranate), 1050 nucleotides. The record is from RefSeq and is a predicted model, not a curated record. NCBI's taxonomy places the organism in Eukaryota, Viridiplantae, Streptophyta, Magnoliopsida, Myrtales, Lythraceae.
CAAAAUCCCGCCCCGACCGACCGUUUAUAUUAGCUUAACCUUCCCGGCGGACGUCAGUUUCCAUCGUUCUUGGACGGAUUCCGUCGUCUUCUCAAGCGAACUUUCGCCGUUUCACGUCUCACGCUCUGCUCUGCUUUCUGAGACGGAUUGAUCGAUCGAAGCUCUUUCUCUCUCUGGGCCGAUCUCCUUCGCGCAAGCUUUGCCGCUCGGAAGGAGCAAACCGGACUUCUGCUGCUCCUAAUCCUUUCAGAAGAACGAACGAGUACAAGAACACCAAGACCGGUAGCAGUCAUGGCCGCGAAGAUCACCUGCAGAUCUCGUGCCAAGGACCUCUUAGAAGAGAUUGAUCUUCCUCGUGUAAUUCUUGAGGCUCAUCCUGUUGGAGGAGACAGAAUAGUCCUUGGUCUUCUAAGACUUCCCAGAUUUGACAUAGGAGCCCUUAGGAGGAGAGCCAACUUCAGAUCAAACAUACGACAGCUGCUUCCGUUCUUUGCUUUUAUAUUUCAGAUAUGGUGUGCUCUCAGUCGAGGCGAGCCGGCUGAUACUUGGGUUCGAGCAUGCUUUAUUGUCUGCCUUCUAUUGGUGACCAUAAUCUGCUCCCUACUGAUCGAGUUAUCCCAGUCCAGAAAUUUUGGACUUGCUGAAGAACAGAGAAGACUAGUGCGCUAUGUGGGAUGGGCUCAGGAGGCUGGCAUGGCAAUUGUGACCGCGGGGAUGAUAUGGUGGAUCCUUUGUUUGCCCUUUGACAUUGAUUCAUCGAUAGGAGGUAGCUCGGGCUCACCAACUUAAAUCACGAGUAGAGUCUGUUUUGUGCACAUAUGUUAUCGCCACAGGUUAAACUCUAGGCUGUAGUUCCCUUAUGUAAAUCGCAAAACCCAAACUCCGUACUCAAUUGAUAUGUUAGAAAGACUACAUCCAUAUAUUCUGUUAAAACAGCCGAAGGAUAACUUGUAUACUUGAGCGUACUCUGCAGAUGUCUCGAAUCAAUGUAUGUGAUUCAUUACUUGCAUUGGGGUGGGACUUAUAUCGCAUCUCUUUUAAUUUCAUCGA